UAGUAACCGGCCGGAAUAGUAGCUUUGUAGCGCUAAUGGUGAAUGUGUGAAUAUGGGAAAAAGCGGGUUGUGUGUUAACUAAAGCAAAGAGAAACAGUUGAUUGCACGCGGCCGUAUGUACGUAUGUUUGUAUGCAUGCAUAUGUACAUUCGCCUUAGUACGGCUUUAAGAUAAAUAAAUCUGUGUGAAUGUGUAUCUUGAGCUAUAGAUUUUUACCAACAAAGCGAAAUCUGUGAUUUAUGUGUGAAUGCCAGAAAAUUCAAUAACGCCUUCUUUUUGAUUUUAUUUCAUAUAUGAAAGAUAUAAAAAUUACUUUAGAUAUUCGCAAUCAUUCUGGGCCCUUAGCAACCGCUUUUUGCUACAGAAAAAAUGCAACGGAAAACAAUCACAAAAGUUUUGAAAGAGUAAAGAAACAUUAAUCAAAGCUUUGCAAACGAGAUAGGAGAGAAUCUCUCUCGUUAGCUGAAUAAAAACGUACAAAAAAUCAAAAUUACAGCGUGGGGUCCUGCAGUAAAACUACUAUCAAAACCAAAUCUAUAUAUGUGAGUAACUAAAAAUGCUCGCAUAUAUGCAUUAAGUUAUACAUGGCUUUAAUUCGAAUAUUCUUCGACUCUAAUUUUUGGAAAUCUCCUCUAAGAACCUUCGAGUAGAAAAUUUUAUGAAGAACACAAAAUUUUAGAAAUCUUUCAAAAAACUCGUCCUGCAAACUUCAUCUUAUUAAAUUGUUGACGAUUCUCUGCAUCCUUCUAGGUGAGAAUAUAGAUGAAAAAAAUAAAUGAAUAAAUAAAUAAAUAAAUAAAUAAAACAAGAAAAACGAAAGAAAAAAAAGGAAGGAAGAAAGAAAUGUUGUGCAAAGUAAAUGAAUUUUAUGCACACACACAGAUAUAGAGUCAAAAGUAAAUUGAGACUAACCCGGCCGUACUCUCUUUGUUUCGUACAAACAAAGCCGUCAUCACGUUACCAUCAAGCACGUCAACUGAAGCUGCUGCUGAAGCAACUUCUAUAAAUCAAUGUAAACAUAGCAAUCCCAUCACGAAUUAUAAUGCAGCGACCCCAUCAUCACAUUCAUCACAUUUGACGUCUGAUUCCGUUACUUCAUCGGUUAUCCCUACAGGUCCGAUCAUCGCAACCAAUUCGAUUCAUUUCGAUUCGUCCAACUCUACUGUCACCACUACACCAGCGAACCGUUCAUCCGAUUUGGUCGGCAUCGAUCAAAUCUUUGCUUCACUACUAAUGAAAAUGGAAGUGCUAUCAUUACAAAAUCAUCACAUACAUCAACAGCAGUUUGGUGUUAUUGGUUCAGCGAAGGUCAAAGAUUGGACAGGCUCUCUUUCACCACCACCAGAAACCCAACUGUCGAAUUUAGCAGCUUCUGGAAUUAAAGAGGAUAAGAGCGCGCCCACUGAAUUUGUAGACGUUGUUGAUGGUAUUGAAUCUCAACAUAACCAUUCCCUUCGUCCCCAAGUACACCAACAAUUGCAAUCUACCACCAUGGAAACUUCAACCACUCCAACACACAUUAAGUCCGCAAACAAUGCUAUUUACACAUACAACAAUAAUCUACUGCAUUGUUCACCACAUACAAGCACAACAAACACGGCAAUGUCAUCAAUGUAUCCGUCAGCUUUGACGCCAUCGCCAACCUCAUCGAAUUUGUCAACACCCACCGAAGCCACUGAACACUUUGGCAUUGCACAUUCUAAUGAUAUUGAUGCAGCUGCUGUAAAUGAACUUUCGCAGCGUUUACAGGCAGAAUUACGAGCUGCUAAAAGCCGUCAUUUGUCUUGCACGGAAGUGUCGUUACCAUGGGACUUAACACCACGUAUAGCAGCCGAAAUGAUAAAGACCUCAGAGAGAGAACCAUGUGGUGUUAAAGGAUGCGCAAUAUUCAUUGAUUUUGCAGAUGAUACGGGCAAUGUCAGACGUAUUGCAGCUUUUAAAGUCGAUCCCAGUACCGUUUCCACCUUUGAAUUAUACUUAACCUUGAAACAAGAUAAAGGUGGCUGGACUUCAAUAUUACCACAAUUUAUUAAAAAUCUAACACGCAGCAACACCAUAUUAAUUAGUCCACACUUUACAUUAAGUAAACAUAAAAUUUAUGCCUGUGAGUAAAUGGAAAAUCUACCUAAAACGUACAAAUUAUAUAAAGAAAAUAAUAAUAAUAAUAAUAAUAACAAUAAUAAUAAAACAACAUAAAAAUAUAAUUUAAAAUAAUUAGCAUCGUUGACCACAUAAAGAAAGGGACGCAAGCAUGGAGGAAAAACAAACAGCGUGUCAAUUGUGCUUAGGAGAAAAUUUUUAAAAAAGAACGACAACAACAACAACAACAGCAACAACAAAUAGUAAUCCCUCCGAUUAAGCAAAAAUAAUGAUAUAAACAACAUGAAGUGAAAGUAAAUAUGAAUGUAAUUACAUUAGUUAGUAUUCUGCUUAAAUAUUUUAACAAUAUGUAUGUGACAUAUUCACACAUAUACCGACGAUUAAAUGAUAUAUCAUAAUAAGGUCGAAUAACAAAUGAAAAAAGAGACAAGCGAAACAAGUAAGAAAAUUUUAUUCAUCUUAAAACGAAGGUUUAAUACACCUACCACUUCAAACUAAAUCAUUCAGUUGAUCCAUUCGAGCAUUGAUUUUCCAUUGCAUUUAAUAAAUUUCUGUGUAUUAUUGGCAGACUAUGCCCACUCCCAAGACGACGGACUCACAAAAGCGAUUAAAUCGACACAACUUGCGCCAAUGAAGUGCGCUUAUAGAUUAUAGGGUUUCUGAUUCGUGUUACUGAGUCUCACAGGCGAAAGGACAAAUCCAAUAAAGAUAUUUAUUUCACUAUGAAAAACAUUCCGGAUGCCAACAAGCAGCUUUGUCACUCCACCUUUUCUUUUUUUUUUUUUUUCUUUUUUUUUAAGACUUCACGUUAUAGUUCGCUUAGUGCGUGUACCAAUUUAAAGCCAAAAUCCUAUUUAUAGAUUAUAAAUGGAUAACAAUAGUUUUCCUUUUAUAAACUUUUUCGGAAAGUUUUAGCUGUUAUCUGUGCCAUUAUGACCUUUCAAUACGCGUAAUUAUUAAAUGGGUAUGAACCUCCUUUAAAACGGAUAUAAAAGCAAAGUUCUAAGUAAAUUCCAAGUUGCAAUGCCACACAUAUAGAUUUAUGUACACACUCAGUUAUAUAUAUAUACAUACAUAUGUAUUGAAUAAAUAGCCAACUGGACGAUAAACUCAUCGUAGUUUUUUCGAUGAUAAUUUUUUUUUUUUUUUUUUUUACAUAUCAUGUGGAACUCAAGCUUAUUUAGCUUCUUAAACAAAAAGGAGUUUGCCCAACUUUACUGACAUUUGAAGAGAUCUCUUGUAGCAAGGACAGGCAGUGGGGCUGUAUUUCGUUUUGGUUACGGCUCUUCUACCACGAUGAGGAAUAGUUCAUCUUAUAUAGAAGCAUUUGUCCGAAGCAUUUUCGACAAACAAACACAGAUUUGACCUUUGAAAAUGUGCUUAAUCCAAGCAUUUCUUUUUAGACUACAUAGUAAUAAAGGUAAUAAAGAGGAUUUAAAAGUGGAAUGAGACUGCAUUACAAGGUAUUGGAUCUACACUGAAUCCAAAGUUACUUUGAUAGGAUUGUUCUGAGUUCAUUCUUUAUCUAAACCAGUACUUACCAGACGGUGCGGUCGUGAUUACCGUACAGUUUUGUAUCGACUUGCCUUCCGUAUAAGUUUAAAGCGUAUUUCUGACGACAGUUCAAGUUUCAAAAAAAUGCUCGGCCCGCAUUAAGUAACCGCUAACAAUUCUCAAAUACAAUCACAAUAGUAAAUGUUGACUCGAUAAAAAUUCACCUUUAAAUAUUUCAUGGGGCCAUUCAAUAUUUAUGCAUAUAAUUUGAAGUGGUCGAUAUAAGAGAUUCGCAAAAAAGCGAAUAUUACCCCUUUUUUUACUUGUUGCUUGUAAUAUUUAUAAAGAUAUUAAAAAAAUAUUAGCGACAAAAAACGAAUUUUAAAAGUAAGCAAAAUCAAAUAAAUGUGUAUUCGUUAAGUUUUCAAAUACUUCUACAUGCAAAUAUAAAGUGAUGAUAGUGAUGAUGAUUACGAUAAUGAUAAUGAUAAUGAUAAUGGUGAUACAAAAUAAAUAUUAAAAAAAAUCAUAUUUAACGUAGUUGAUAAUAUACCUUAAUAAUACAUACAAGACGUAAGCGAAUGAUGCAAUUAAAUUAAAUUAACAAAAAGUAAACAAACAGAACAAAAGUUUAUGUG
Molecule: messenger RNA, 4232 nt
Organism: Glossina fuscipes
Lineage: Eukaryota; Metazoa; Arthropoda; Insecta; Diptera; Glossinidae
Product: protein charybde-like
Exons: 4
Coding region: 1234-2112 (292 amino acids)
Biological process (GO): regulation of TOR signaling; negative regulation of signal transduction; apoptotic process
Cellular component (GO): cytoplasm
Source: RefSeq, a predicted model, not a curated record